GUUUGUAAACAAGUUGGACAACUGCGCACUGUUGCUAACGGUGCAACAUAGUCUGGAGGAUCUUUUCACUUCCGAGUGAUUCCUCCCAUUUUGAGAGGAGAUAAAAUGUCAUUUGUAAGCCAUAUCCAGUUACCUUUUCUUUUUCUUUAUCUUAUAUGCCUAUUGGAUUUUUCCGCUCCCUCAAACGUACCAGGGCAAUCGCCAGCUGAUAGAAAGUGUGCUCUUUGCAAUCAGCUACUUGAAGAAGUUACUGAAUGUCUGAAGAAUGGCAUGAGUGACAGAGAGGUUUCUUUUCUGAUUGGACAGAAGUGUGAAACUCUCAACAUUUUAAAUUUCAAAGUGUGCAAUGGCACUGCCUCCAUCAUGAUGCCAACCAUAAGGUACAUGUAUACCAAUUCACUGGUGAUUCAGGGCAAUAUAUGUGGGAUUUAUCUACAAGCUGACAAUUGUUCUCUGUCAGAUCCAAACAACAUAAACUGGAAGAUUGCAUCUAGUUCUAUUGACAAACCAGUUGUAACUCAAUUUAUCCCACCAUUGCUAGGAUCACCUACAAUGAAAGUGCUCCAUAUAGCUGAUCUCCAUUGGGAUCCAGAAUAUCUUGCUGGAUCGAACGCGGCAUGUGCAGAUUUUCUGUGUUGUCGAGCUGAUUCAGGAGACGUGGUCAACGCUACAGAUGCUGCCGGAUAUUGGGGCGAUUACCGAAAAUGCGAUUUACCUUGGUAUACCAUAGAAAAGGCAAUAGCUCACAUGGCAGAAAAGCACUCGGAUUCUGUUUAUAUUAUAUGGACGGGUGACUUGGUUCCACACAACGUCUGGUCAACUAGCAAAGAAGACAACAUUUACAUUAUGGAGCGUUUAAUGAACUUGAUCCAGCGCUAUUUCCCGUCUACGCCGUUGUACGCCACUCUUGGAAAUCACGAGUCUCAUCCGACCGAUACUUUUGCGCCACCUGAUAUAACGGACGAAGCCAUCAACACUGCUUGGUUGUACGACGUUGCAGCUCGACAGUGGGCUCGAUGGCUUCCGGAUGAAGUGUCAUCGACCAUCCGUUACGGAGGUUACUACACUACCCUCAUUUACCCGGGGCUUCGUGUUGUAUCAUUAAACACAAAUUAUUGCUACACGGGAAACUUGUGGACAUUAUCCAAAUUCCAAGAUCCUGCCUCCAGUCUCGUUUGGUUAAAUAAUGUCCUUCAAAAUGCCGAAAAGGCCGGUGAAAAGGUUCAUAUCGUGAGUCAUAUACCACCCGGAAACAAUGACUGCUGGUCAACUUUUAGUCGAGAGUUUUCCAAAAUUAUUAACCGGUUCGAAUCGACGGUUGCAGCGCAAUUUUACGGACACACCCACAAAGAUGAAUUCAAAAUUUUUUACGAUCUCGUUAACGCAAGUCGACCAACUAACGUGGCUUUCAUGGGGCCAAGUCUUACAACGUUUACGGACCUCAAUCCUGGGUAUCGAGUGUACACCAUCGAUGGUAGACGCCCCGGCUCGACCUGGGCCGUGCUCGACUUUACCACUUGGGCCAUCAACUUGACAGCAGCCAAUUUGCUCGGCUCAAGUGAGGAUCCUGUUUGGUUCGAGCUCUACCACGCCAAAAAAGAAUACGAUCUCGCUGAUCUGAGUCCAGAUAGCAUGCAUGAAUUUUUCCAGCGGAUGUUGGUUGACGACGUUCUUUUCCAGAAAUAUUUCAAGAACUAUUACAGAGGUGCAGAUAAAAAAAUGGCCCAAGGCUGCGACGACGACUGCCGAAUAGGAUUACUUUGUUUUAUCGUGACAACGGAUAUCGGUGAUCGCAGCCGCUGUGCCCAAAUUGCAAAACAAAUGUUUACACACGAAGAAUUGUGAUCAUUCGUUCUAUAUAGCUUGUGCCCGUUUUUGGGAAACUGUUCGAUAUUCUGAGAAGUUGGUCUUCCAUUAAAUCCGGCGGAUUUAAACCAUUCCUUUCUUACUACGUUGUUUUCAUGGGAAAUAGAAAUUUGUUACAAAUAACAAUACGUAUCGUGUUGGAAUGCGACCUUCAACAUACAUGGCCGGGCGUUUUCUGGCACGAUUUGUUUACGUUUGGCCUAAACGUUUCGACAGUGCGACUGGAGCAUGACUAAGAAUCAAAUAUAAAAAUCAACGAACUGUAGAGCACUAAACGACUAGAAACAGCUGGCAUUCAGGCAAAACAAAUAAAAACAUACGUUAACUUAGUCUGAAAGUUAUGUAUUUACACAUUGCUAACUAGUCCAACGUAGCUGAAAUGAUAGAGAUAAGGAUUUACCUCCACUAACACGACUAAUUUCAUCGAUCGAAUCUGCACGAAAAUCCUCAAAGAGAAAUAAAACAAGGUGGAUCCCACGGUCUGCUCCAUUUAACUCGAAAGCUUUCUCCUUUAAGAUGCUGUUGUCACUAAAUAGCAUCACGGACUUCACGGUAGUCGUCACGGUCUAACGGUAUAAGAGUGGUCGUGCAGAAAGCUGUUCAAAAUGAUCCUGUUUCUGAAGUUAAAAUCUGUACGAUUAAAGAACGCACUAUUUAUCGUUAUACAGCAUUCUGUUAAACAAUGACGAAAAAUUUACUCUAUUACAAUUAUAUACAACCCUUACAAACUCAAAACUGUUCACCAACUAAUCAUAACCAAUUUUAAUUAUCGCAUGGACGUUCGUUUUCAACGUUUCCGAGCCAAAUCACCUGAUGACGGACGUUAUAGAAAGGUGUGAAAUAUCGACCGCGUCAAUUUUCCUUGGAUCUGCUCAGCUUCGUUGAGAACACCUCAAGACAACAGGUAAUGAAUCCCAGCAGCUAACAUACAAUCAAACCGUGCCCAAUUUGGAUGUAAAGUCACGAAUCGAUCUUACGCAAUAUGACAUCUAGUCGAAAUGUGUGUGCCCUUAAUGACUAGCCAACUGAUUCACUUACCUAGUGAAUGCUGAAUGAUUACUCUAAAUGCUAGCUAGAUUUCAAGUGUACAAGGACAAUUAGGCUACCCUUCGCUAACAGAAAUCUUUCUCAACUUGAUGUGGUAUGCAAUACCGAUUGCUUUGCAAAAAUCCUCGGUGAAAUUAAAGGUAAUUCGCAGUCUAAACGACGUCCUUCGAAGAUCAAUUUAGUAGCCAACCUACCAAUAGUAGGGAAUUAGUUUAUUUUUACAUCAAGGUUUCGUUGCAAUAUCCUUGUACAGAGCUAUAUACAACCGAUAGGCAUUAUUGCUACACUAUGAAAUUGAUUUCAAAUUAUAAGCUUGUCAUUACUAUAGUUGGUGAAACACCAGUUCGCUUGCCGAACCGAGACGGCAGUUAUGAUUAUUAUUGCUAUUUUUCUAGCCAAAGGCUAAUGAAGCAUUGUGGUUUUUCCUUUUAAUUUUGUGCGAUACAAUCAAAAACUAUUACAGAGACUCGCUAAAUUUUGUAUACGUGCGUUUUAUCAUGAGAUUCGUAUUGAUUUUCCUCAUGCCGUAUGGCUGUUCGUAAUUGAAGCACCUUGGUUACGAUGCUGUCCUUCCUCAUUCACUCUGAUUAUGUUUAGCAUACGCGAAAAAGAGAAUUGGAGCAUGGCGGAUAAAGAACAGGUAUAAAAACCAAGCCGAAUUGUUGGCUUUUGCAUCAGUCGACAUUCUGUAAGACGUCUCUUUGCUUUAUUCCGAAGAAUACUUAAUCAGUUUCAUACAAUGGAAAUCACAGUAAAAGUCGUACUGGUAAAGAUGCCUUAACGAACCGCCGGGAAUACAUCGUUAAGCCGAUCCGUCCUGAAAGCAGGGCCUCUGCUGAAUGCAAUUUUCAAAUCCUUCGUUAAUCAAGACCACAAAGCAUGGCGACGGGACAGACGAGGAAAUUUAGCCAAGAGGAUGUUAGAAGCCUUUCAAACAGUAUCAGAAGAUCUGAUUUUAAAAAAUGCUGUUUGUAAUAAAAUGAUUUUGGGUCCCGCGUCUUCUUAAUUGUGAUCGCAACCUGCUUGUAAAUUCCAUCUAAGCAUAUGCUAUACAGAAAACUAAACGUAACAAUACAAGGCAAUUGGCAUGCA
Molecule: messenger RNA, 4005 nt
Organism: Daphnia magna
Lineage: Eukaryota; Metazoa; Arthropoda; Branchiopoda; Diplostraca; Daphniidae
Product: sphingomyelin phosphodiesterase
Biological process (GO): ceramide biosynthetic process; sphingomyelin catabolic process
Cellular component (GO): lysosome
Molecular function (GO): acid sphingomyelin phosphodiesterase activity
Source: RefSeq, a predicted model, not a curated record